AUUGCUUGUUGCUACGAUGGAACGUCUCUUACAGCUACUUUUCGCAGCAAGUGUUAUAUAUUUGAGUUUAUCCACCGCGCAUGAUGGACCACUGAUCCACACCAAGCUGGGAGCCCUUAGAGGUGAAUACUUGCGCGUGAGGGGAAAGACAACAGUGGUCCACUCAUACCUGGGCGUGCCCUUCGCUAAACCACCUGUAGGACCCCUCAGGUUGGCCCGUCCCCAAGCUGUGCAGGGAUGGGAGGGGGUCAGGGAUGCCACCAAGCAGCCAUAUAUGUGUCUACAGGAUCUACAGAUAUCUCUAGACUAUGCGGAAAUGAUUAGCAUGGCUGUUGAGAUUCCUGAGGUGUCCGAGGAUUGUCUCUAUCUGAAUAUUUAUACUCCUGCCAAACCUGCUGAAGAUGCUAAAUUACCUGUCAUGGUGUGGAUCCAUGGUGGAGCAUUAGUCAUGGGCUCCGCCUCCUUUUAUGACGGAUCUGUCCUGGCAGCCUAUCAGAACGUAGUUGUGGUCCUGAUUCAGUACAGACUUGGAAUGUUGGGCUUUGUCAGCACAGGGGAUGAUAACGCCCCGGGAAACAUGGGUUUCCUGGACCAGGUGGCUGCACUGCAGUGGGUCCAGGAGAACAUCCAGAGCUUUGGAGGGGAUCCCUCCUCUGUCACCAUAUUCGGAGAGUCAGCAGGGGGAGUGAGCGUGUCUCUGCAGGUUCUUUCACCAUUGAGCACUGGACUUUUCCACCGCGCCAUUGCAGAAAGUGGGACUGCAGUCAUGGAAAUCGUCAAAAACCUUCAGCCUAUGGACACAGCUAUGAUUGUGGCAAAUGUAUCGAACUGUGUUGGCACCAAGCCACACCAGAUUGUUGACUGUGUGAUGCAAAUGUCGACUGAGGAUAUUUUAAAGGUCAUCAAGAAUACAGGCUGGAUCUAUGGGGUUACGAAGGAUGGACAUUUCAUGCCAAAAAAUGUAAAAGACAUUUUUGAGUCUUGGGAGUUCGACAAAGUACCGUUAAUUAAUGGUGUCACAGAUGAUGAUUGUGGGUGGUUAAUGCCUGAGUUUAAUGCUCCACCUGGUUGGUCAGAGGGAAUGAAUCGUGAGACGGUCAAAAAAGUAAUCACCCCCUUCGUCCCCAACGCAGAAGACUGGGCCAUUGACUUGGUUUUGAAUGAGUAUUUGGGUAGCGGGGAGGACGGCAUCAAAAACAGGGAUGGAUUCAGAGAGCUCUAUGCAGACCUGAUCUUCAAUAUUCCUACCAUCCAGUUGUCAAAUGCUCACAGAGAUUCUGGUGCACCAGUUUACCAGUACGAGUUACAGCACCCUCCAAGCAUAGUCGUAGACAAGCGUCCAAGCUUUGUCAAGGUGGACCAUGGAGAUGACAUUUUAUAUGUCUUUGGAAGCACCUUCAUGAGAAGUCAUGUCAAGAUAAAAGGCACUUUCACAGAGGAGGAAGACGAGCUCUCUAGAACAGUCAUGUCCUACUGGGGCAACUUUGCACGCACCGGAUCUCCCAAUGGUGCUGGGUUAACCCACUGGCCUAUGUACGGUGCUGGGGGAGAGUACUUGGAGAUUGGGCUAAAGCAGCAGGUGGGAAACCAUCUAAGGGCCGACCGCUUCACCUUCUGGACAGAGACACUUCCCAAGAAGAUCCAGGAGAAGCAGCAGCAGCGCAGUGACGAGCUGUAGACGGCUUAGCAUCCACUCUUCUCUUUCCUUUUAAAGGGAAUCUCCGAGUUUUGCAUCUGCAAGUUUAAACAAUUGUGAAUUCAUACCAGGUGAAAAAUCAUUUUAGAGACAUGCCAACCUAUUUUCUUCCCUUAGCAGUUCUCCUGUGCUUAACACUUUCAGUAUUUGUCAUGAUAUGUAUAAAUACAGAUAAUGUGAAAGGCACUAGAGGCGCUGUUGUUGAAUAAACGAACAUCAAGAUCUUGUCACUGCACGAUGGUGCAUCGCGCAUGCUCAGACACAAACGGUUUACGGCAGAAGGCUCAACAUCAACAUAUGGGGUUGUCUUAACAUAUAAUGUGGGUAUAUUUAAUGUAAUAAAUGUAAUGCUGAGAAAACUAAAAAUGUUACCUCUUCAA
Clupea harengus (Atlantic herring) is the source of this 2076-nucleotide messenger RNA. RefSeq names its product cocaine esterase-like. NCBI's taxonomy places the organism in Eukaryota, Metazoa, Chordata, Actinopteri, Clupeiformes, Clupeidae. The record is from RefSeq and is a predicted model, not a curated record.